CUCCUGUUUACAUAUUAUCACUACGUUUAGGUUGUAGUUGAAGUUGCGAUUGCACAACAUUUGGCUGGGAAAGGAACUAAAGUGAUUUUCGAACGCUACAAUUAUACAGAGAUAGUGUAAUACGCAUCACAACAAAUAAAUAAUGGCUUGUUUACGUGCAGACAGUACAGACCCAAAGCCGCACAUAGAAAUUGUUGGGUUGAUUAAAGAACCCCACUUUUAUGUUGCCAAGAGUAUCACACAGGGACUUAUUCAGAAGUUUCCUCGCAAGUUUGUGGAGCCAACAAUUCGACCGUUACUUGAAUUUGACUGGCAUGCUUACCUAUGCAACCAGAAGAGGGAGUUACGUGGCGUAGUAUGGGAGUUCUCCAGCAGCGUCAUGUGUUUUCUGGAUGGUCAUUUCAUUGGAGAUGAGGGGGCUCUUGCCACUUGGGCCGAGAACCAGUGGGGCUUCACGUGCACACCUCCGCAGGCUUCCUGUGUGAAAGAACACUACCUGAAACACCUCCAGUCAUCUGGGCAUAGGUUUGUCUUCAUGGAUGUCGAGAUUGGAGGAGAGCCUGUGGGGACGUUGUUGUUUGAGCUAUUCUCAGAUGUAUGCCCAAAGACAUCAAUGAACUUUGAGGCUCUCUGCACAGGAGAGCGAGGCCUUUCAACCGGCGGCUACCCGCUCUGCUACAAGGGCUCGCUGUUCCAUCGCGUAGUACCCAAAGGCUGGGUGCAAGGCGGAGAUAUUUCCCCAGGCAGUAGAGGAAAUGGAGGGGAGUCUAUCUAUGGACCAACCUUUGAAGAUGAGAGCUAUGCUAAUUCUCACUCAAAGCGGGCAAUUCUCGGAAUGGCCAAUAAGGGCCCCCACAGCAAUGGCUCCCAGUUCUACAUCACCCUGCAGUCAACGUUAUGGAUGGACAGAGCAUACGUUCCUUUUGGUCAAGUGGUUGAGGGUGUGGAUGUCCUCAAGAGAAUAGAGGAGAUCCCGACUGUCAAUCAGAGACCCAAGCAUGAAUGUAGAGUGGUAAACUGUGGUGUGCUUGAGGUAUAGCUGCUGUUAUAUGAAAAAC
Entelurus aequoreus (snake pipefish) is the source of this 1058-nucleotide messenger RNA. It is a transcript of the gene ppil6, whose product is annotated as peptidylprolyl isomerase (cyclophilin)-like 6. Gene Ontology annotation, biological process: protein peptidyl-prolyl isomerization. The transcript has 9 exons. NCBI's taxonomy places the organism in Eukaryota, Metazoa, Chordata, Actinopteri, Syngnathiformes, Syngnathidae. The coding region runs from base 143 to 1039 and encodes 298 amino acids. Gene Ontology annotation, molecular function: peptidyl-prolyl cis-trans isomerase activity. The record is from RefSeq and is a predicted model, not a curated record.